Messenger RNA from Rhopalosiphum maidis (corn leaf aphid), 990 nucleotides. RefSeq lists its product as uncharacterized. The coding region runs from base 1 to 990 and encodes 329 amino acids. The transcript is spliced from 3 exons. The record is from RefSeq and is a predicted model, not a curated record. Lineage: Eukaryota; Metazoa; Arthropoda; Insecta; Hemiptera; Aphididae.
AUGUCAGAACCUGGACCUAAUACAACAAUCGAAGGCACAAAAUCGUUGCCAUGCAUUGAACUGUCAUCUCCCAUAUUAGAUACAUCCGAUCAUUCGUUCGCAUCUUACAAAAGUUUCAACACGGUUCAUGAGCGCGAAAUCCAGAAACCUACUGAAGUACGUUCAAACGUAAAAGCUUUGAUCGACAAACAUAGGUCGUUUCAAGAAAACUUACUAAAUUCUCAAGUUAAUGAUUUCAACACCAAACAGAAAUCGUUUACCAAUGCUUGUAAAAAUGUAGGUGCAUCAGACAACGAUUGUAUACAAAUGAAAGGUGACACGAAGCAGACGGAAAACGUCGAAAAUGUUGUGAAAAAUCACGUGUAUGAUGUUUUUACUGCCCACAUAGUAAAUAAUCCAAAACCACUGCAGGUAGAAAAACACAUUGUGUCGAAAUCUAAAGACUUUGAUUUCAAAAUUGGAACGCCCGAACGUUUCUGGCAAAAUGUUGUUUCCGUGGUCAGUAUUAACAAUGCUUACUACCAAUGUUUGAAACAGCUAAUAGAUAAACAAAAAUGUAAGACUCUGGAAGACGUAAUAGUUCAUGUCGAUUCGAUGUUAAAAAUAGCAGGCGAUGAUUCUGAACUAAUCGGAUUAGAACUCGUGGCCUCAUCCAAGCAGUAUUUUGAAAAGUUCGGCAUCGUAUUGGACAGUAAACUAAAUGAAGCAUUAAAGAAGAGUUCGUUUUUAAACUACGACAGCAAGAUGAGUGCGCUUAGAAUGGAGUUGGCCGAAAAUAAGAGGCGCAUAAAGAUCGCCGAAAAUAGUAUUGCGCAACUCCAAAAGGAAAAGAAAGACUUGUUGAAUAUAUUAACCAGCUACGAUUCUGAAAACAUUCACAAAAUAUCGCUGGAAAAACGGCUUGAAGUUGAGCAACAGCAAAACAACGAAUUAAGGGAUUUAAUAAGUGAUAUUUUCAAUAAGAAAAUGCCUUUUACCUACAGCCAAUGA